CACACUCUCUCACUAAGUGCCUAAACAAAUAUUAUCCAUUACAUUUACAACUGUUAAUUUCCUCCCAAAAAUGGAGGGACAGAGUUUGUACUCACUAGUGUUUCUUGUGCUUGCUCUGGCCAUUGUGAACACAGUGCAUGGGCAAGGGACGCGUGUAGGGUUCUAUUCGAGUACAUGCCCACGGGCUGAGUUCAUUGUUAGGUCCACAGUUCAAUCCCACGUUAGGUCUGAUCCUACCUUGGCUGCUGGGUUGCUUCGGAUGCACUUCCAUGAUUGCUUUGUGCAAGGUUGCGAUGCUUCUGUUCUCAUUGCCGGUGAUGGAACUGAGAGAACAGCAUUUGCAAACCUUGGUUUACGAGGAUUUGAGGUUAUUGAUAAUGCAAAGACACAGCUCGAGGCUGCGUGCCCCGGUGUUGUGUCUUGUGCUGAUAUCCUUGCUCUUGCAGCUCGUGAUUCCGUUUCUCUGAGUGGUGGACCGAAUUGGCAAGUGCCUACUGGACGCAGAGAUGGACGCAUAUCACAGGCUUCCGAUGUGAGUAACUUGCCUGCUCCUUUUGACUCUGUUGAUGUUCAGAAACAAAAGUUCGCAGCAAAGGGUCUCAACACUCAAGACCUCGUCACCCUUGUCGGUGGGCAUAGCAUUGGUACUACAGCAUGCCAAUUCUUCAGUAAUAGAUUAUACAACUUCACUGCAAAUGGUCCUGACUCUUCCAUCAACCCUUUAUUUCUUUCUCAACUUAGAGCACUCUGCCCACAAAAUAGUGGCGGUUCAAACCGAGUGGCUCUUGAUACGGGUAGUCAAACCAGAUUUGACACAUCUUACUUUGCUAAUUUGAGGAUUGGCCGUGGAAUUCUGCAGUCUGAUCAAGCACUUUGGAAUGAUCCUUCCACGAAGUCAUUUGUACAGAGGUACCUGGGCGGCUUCAAAGGCUUGCUUUUCAACGUGGAAUUUGCAAAGUCUAUGGUGAAGAUGAGCAACAUUGAGUUGAAGACCGGUACUGAUGGUGAAAUUCGCAAGAUAUGUUCUGCCAUUAACUAGCUAGCAUGUUAAAAUAAAUGUAUACAUUGCUUAGGAGAAGCGUGGUUUUAUUUGUCUUUGUUGAAGUGUAUGAUAUGCAUUUGUAGUUUGUUUUUUCUUUUUCUUCUUUUUUGGCUGGUGAGACUAAAUGUUUCCAAAGUGUAAAAGUUUACAGAAAAUGUUAUAGAAUAAAUAGUAACUUUUUUUCUUUUUCCAUGAAA
This is a messenger RNA of Glycine soja, 1239 nucleotides long. RefSeq names its product cationic peroxidase 2-like. The coding region runs from base 71 to 1039 and encodes 322 amino acids. The transcript has 3 exons. Gene Ontology annotation, cellular component: plasmodesma; plant-type cell wall. The record is from RefSeq and is a predicted model, not a curated record. Gene Ontology annotation, biological process: response to oxidative stress; hydrogen peroxide catabolic process. NCBI's taxonomy places the organism in Eukaryota, Viridiplantae, Streptophyta, Magnoliopsida, Fabales, Fabaceae. Gene Ontology annotation, molecular function: heme binding; peroxidase activity.